Messenger RNA from Aspergillus steynii IBT 23096, 1446 nucleotides. RefSeq names its product putative lipase 2 precursor. The record is from RefSeq and is a predicted model, not a curated record. The coding region runs from base 45 to 1403 and encodes 452 amino acids. Gene Ontology annotation, biological process: lipid catabolic process. Gene Ontology annotation, molecular function: triacylglycerol lipase activity. The transcript is spliced from 2 exons. Lineage: Eukaryota; Fungi; Ascomycota; Eurotiomycetes; Eurotiales; Aspergillaceae.
UUGAAAUCUCACACCCGUCCCUCCUUUGCUUCAUUUCGAUUACGAUGAUUAUCAGUCUGCUCCGCGCAGGCCUGUGGGCCGCGUGCCUGACAUCAAUGACUUCGGCCCUUGUUCCUCCUAGUCAAGAUCCCUGGUAUCGCCAACCCGAGAACAUCAGCGCAUACGCACCCGGCGAAACGAUCCGUGCUCGUCCGGUUGCCAGCGAGCUGGAGCCCUACACGCCGGUGGGCAUGCCCAUUUCCGUGGAGCUGGUGCAUCAGUAUCUCUAUCGCACGACCGACAGCGUGGGCAAACCCAUUGCCGCCGCAGCCACCCUGAUCGUGCCGCACAAUUCAGACCCAAGCAAGCUGCUGGCCUACGAGACGUUCUACGAUGCGAACAAUCCGGAUUGCAGUCCCUCCUAUACUCUUCGCCACGGGUCCUCCCAUGGCAAUGGAGACCUGAUGCCCAACAUGACGCAGCCCAUGGAUCUCGCCUUUCUUUCGGCUGCUCUACAGCAAGGCUGGUGGGUGAUCACGUCCGAUUACGAAGGUCUGGACGCACAGUUUGCGGCGGGCUACCUGGCGGGAUACGCGACGCUAGACUCGGUGCGCGUCGCCCUGCGCGAGGGCCCGGCGCUGGGACUUGCGCAGAACGCUCGAUAUGCCAUGUGGGGAUACUCCGGGGGCGCGUUGGCCUGCGAAUGGGCGGCCGAGCUGCAGCCCUCGUACGCACCUGAGUUACACUUCGAAGGUGCGGCGAUCGGCGGGCUGUUGCCCAAUCUCACCUCGGCCAUCGACACCAUCAACAAGGGUCCCUUCUCGGGCGCCGCCUUCGUCAUUGUGAUCGGCAUCGCCAAGGCCUACGAGGAGCUGCACGGAUGGCUGGGCGAGAAUCUGAUCGAGGCUAGCCGGCACCAGUUCUACGGCUCGGCGGACAGCUGCGUGCUGGGCGAAUUCGCGGGCGGCAUGUUGAACGAUAUCUUCCGCUACUUCCUGCGCGGCAAGGCCUCGUUUACCGACGCCGUACCUUCGUCCAUCCUGGGUUCCGCCGGCCAGAUGGGCUCGGCGGGUGUGCCCCGGAUGCCGAUGUACGUCUACAAGGGCGCGUUGGAUGAGAUCAGUCCGAUCGCCGACACGGACGAGCUGGUGCACCGCUACUGCGACGACUCCGCCAGCAUUGAGUACCACCGCAUCCUGGCCGCGGAGCAUUUGACCACGGCCGUGUUCGGGUCGGUCAACGCGCUGCAGUGGCUGGCAGAUCGAUUGGCCGGCCACGAGGUUGCCAACCCCGACUCUUGUCGCACGACCGCCGUGCCGCUGAUGGACCUCAAAGGUAGCGCCAUUUCAUAUCUGGGAUCGGAGGCCGUGGGCACUCUGACCUCGGUGAUUGGUGGUCGUCUGAACUCGCGGCCGUCCAGGUGAACGUAGUCUACAGCUGCCUUGGUAGGAGGCCCGAUGGUUGCAG